AUGGUGUGUAAAUCAAAUUCUCAUUACCUUAUAAACCCACUGGCCUGCUUCUCUCAGACAGCAGAAUGGUUCGGUGCUGCCUCCUCUGUCCUGGAGGAAUGUGGACAGACAGUCUUGGACGGUGAACAGCUGAAGACACUGCUGCAGCACCAUCAGCGUCAUGGAAACCUGAACAAUAGUAAGUGUCUCCAUCCAGGUUAUCAUGGUCAACUCUAGAGUCACAUUGUCCACCUUUCCUAAUAACUUGGGAAUCCAGAUGUAUGGUCUUUCAAGCCAAUCAAUUUUAACACAAGAGAUAAAGGAAUAGCUCCAGAAACUAGCCGUAGGGGACUGGUUCUUGUUUCCUAGACAGAAGGAAGGUUUUCGUAGGAAGAGUUUAAUAUACAGGUCUGUGUUCUUUCUCCCAGGUCAUACCUUUCAUUUCACUGCAGAUACCAUCCUGUCUACGCUGUCUUUCCCUCCAAAAAUAAGAGUUGUCAUUGGCUCUGAGCAGGACAGCUCUGGCCAUAUGAGGGCAUGCCCAAAUGCAGAUGAAUGCAUUCGGAACGAAUCGGAGAGAGAAGGAAACAGAGAAGAGAGAGAAGGACAACUUAAUGGGGGCAGAGAGGAGGAAGAAGAAAUAGGAGAGAGGCAGAGUGAUCCAGACUGGGAAGACGAAGACAACAAUGAAAGAAGUGAUGAGAGUCUGGAUGAAGGCGCUGCUAGAUGAUUGGAUGAUAUAAGACUAUCAAACUUGGAGCAACGGGAAGAGGAGGGCUUAUCACUUGCAGAGUCCUCCACUUCGUUUAUUCCAGGGCCCAGCGAUGGUAAGAACAUUUAAAUCAGUCACACAUUCAUCCACUUUUAUUUGUAAACAUUUAAAGUAUAUGAAGAUAAAUGGAGUGCAAAAGAUAGCUCAGUUACAGCCAUCACAACAGCUGCGAUACACGGGUGGUGACUCAAGGUGUCUUUUACUCACAGUUUAACUGACAAGUCGGGAAGACGAUUUAGAGUUAUGAGUUAUGAAAAUGUAACUCUUCUUCCAGAUUUUUUCAAAAUACUUGUUUACAAUUAAUAGCUUCAAAUAAUUUUUUUAAACUAUAAUACCAAUCUCAUAUACUAUUAAUACUUGCAUCCAUUGUCAGGAGUUGCUAUGGUAGGUGUGGUGUGGAAUCAGGCGCAGGAGGCAGAAGUAACGUCCAACAAAAAUACUUUAGUAGAUAUCACAACAAAUAUCCAAAACCAGCCCGGAGGCGAGAAAAGCGCGCACAGGCGUAAACAAACGGGCGCAAUUAACAAGUGCGUCAUCUACUCCUAAAACACAAACAAGGAGGAAAGCACAAAAUAGCGCACCAAAAUACAUGCAGCGCAGCAACACGACAUAGAACAAUUACACACAACACCUAACUAACAACAAGGAAACUAAAUAGGGUGCUAAUUGAGACAUAACACAAAACAGGUGUGACAAACAGACAAAACCAAUCAAACAAGAAACAUAGAGCGGUGGCAGCUAGUACUCCGGAGACGACGACCGCCGAAACCUGCCCGAACAAGGAGGAGGAGCAGCCUCGGCCGAAACCGUGACAGUACCCCCCCCUUGACGCGCGGCUCCAGCCAUGCGCCGCCCCCGGCCUCGGGGACGACCAGGAGGACGCGGAGCAGGGCGCGCAGGAUGACCACGAUGGAAUUCGGUCAGCAGGGACGGAUCCAGAAUGUCCCUCCUCGGCACCCAGCACCGCUCCUCCGGACCGUACCCCUCCCACUCCACGAGAUAUUGGAGACCCCCCAUCCGGCGUCUCGAAUCCAGGAUGGUCCGAACAGUGUACGCCGGAGCCCCCUCGAUGUCCAACGGGGGCGGAGGAGUCUCCUCAAUCUCAAAGUCCUGGAGUGGACCAGCUACCACCGGCCUGAGGAGAGACACAUGGAACGAGGGGUUAAUAUUCUUGUAAUCAAUGGGCAGUUGUAACCUGUAACACACCUCGUUCAAUCUCCUCAGGACUUUAAAAGGCCCCACAAACCGCCGACCCAGCUUCCGGCAGGGCAGGCGGAGGGGCAGGUUUCUGGUUGAGAGCCAGACUCGAUCUCCAGGUGCGUACACUGGCCCCUCACUGCGGUGUAGGUCGGCGCUCGUCUUCUGUCGACGGAUGGCUCGCUGCAGAUGGACGUGUGCAGCGUUCCACGUCUCCUCCGAGCGCCGCACCCACUCAUCCACAGCAGGGGCCUCGAUCUGGCUCUCAUGCCACGGUGCCAGAACCGGCUGGUACCCUAACACACACUGGAAAGGGGUUAGUCUCGUGGAGGAGUGGCGGAGAGAGUUCUGUGCCAUCUCGGCCCAGGGCACAUAUCUCGCCCACUCCUCCGGCCGGCCCUGACAAUAUGACCUCAGAAACCUACCCACAUCCUGGUUGACUCGUUCGACCUGCCCAUUACUCUCCGGGUGGUAACCCGAGGUAAGGCUCACAGAGACCCCCAACCGUUCCAUAAAGGCUCUCCAGACUCUGGAGGUAAACUGGGGGCCUCGAUCAGACACUAUAUCCUCGGGUACCCCGUAAUGCCGGAAGACGUGAGUAAAUAGAGCCUCAGCGGUCUGUAGGGCAGUAGGAAGACCCGGCAUGGGAAGGAGACGACAGGCCUUCGAGAACCGAUCCACAACGACCAGGAUGGUGGUAUUCCCUUGAGAGGAGGGAAGGUCGGUAACAAAAUCCACCGAGAGGUGAGACCAGGGUCGUUGUGGAACGGGCAGAGGUUGUAAUUUACCCCUGGGCAAGUGUCUGGGCGCCUUACACUGGGCACACACUGAGCAGGAGGAGACAUAAACCCUCACAUCCCUGGCUAACGUUGGCCACCAGUACUUCGUACUAAGGCAGUGCACUGUCCGGCCAAUACCUGGAUGUCCAGAGGAGGGGGACGUGUGAGCCCAAUAAAUCAGCCGAUCCCGGACCUCGAGCGGGACGUACGUCCGACCCACCGGACACUGUGGAGGGCUAGGGUCGGUGCGUAAUGCCCGCUCGAUCUCCGCAUCGACCUCCCACACCACCGGUGCCACCAGACAAGACUCCGGUAGUAUGGGGAUGGGCUCCACGCACCUCUCCUCCGUGUCAUACCGCCGGGACAGGGCAUCUGCCUUCCCGUUCUGGGACCCAGGGAUGUAAGUGAUCUCGAACACAAACCGGGCGAGAAACAUAGUCCAUCGAGCCUGGCGAGGAUUCAGUCUCCUAGCUGCCCGAAUGUAUUCCAGGUUACGGUGGUCGGUCAGAAUGAGGAAAGGGUGCUGAGCCCCCUCAAGCCAAUGCCUCCACACCUUUAGGGCCUGUACUACGGCUAACAGCUCCCUGUCCCCUACGUCAUAAUUCCGCUCCGCCGGACUGAGCUUCUUAGAAAUAAAAGCACAGGGGCGGAGCUUAGGUGGUGUGCCGGACCGUUGUGAAAGAACUGCCCCGAUACCGGCCUCAGACGCUUCCACCUCUACUUGGAAGGGUAAAGUGGGAUCCGGGUGCGCCAGCACCGGAGCCGAGGUAAACAGGUCCUUCAGUCUCCCAAAGGCCCUGUCCGCCUCAGCCGACCACUGCAAGCGCACCGGACCCCCCUUAAGAAGAGACGUUAUGGGAGCUGCCACCUGUCCAAAACCCCGGAUAAACCUCCGGUAGUAAUUCGCAAAACCCAAGAACCGCUGCACCUCUUUAACCGUAGUUGGGGUUUGCCAAUUACGCACAGCGGACACUCGGUCCACCUCCAUUCUCACCCCUGACGCAGACAACUGGUAACCCAAAAAGGAGACUGACUCCUGAAAGAACAGACAUUUCUCGGCUUUGACAUACAGGUCAUGCUCCAACAGUCUCCUCAAUACCCUGCGCACCAGGGCUACAUGCUCGGCCCGAGUAGAACUGUACACAAGAAUAUCAUCUAUGUACACCACUACUCCCUGCGCCUGCAUGUCCCGGAAAAUCUCAUUUACAAACGAUUGGAAGACUGAUGGAGCAUUCAUUAACCCAUAUGGCAUGACGAGAUACUCGUAAUGGCCGGAGGUAGUACUAAAUGCUGUCUACCACUCAUCGCCCUCCCUAAUGCGCACCAAGUUAUAUGCGCUCCUGAGGUCCAAUUUUGUGAAGAACCGUGCCCCAUGUAAUGACUCCGUCAUGGUCGCAAUCAGCGGGAGUGGAUAACUAUAUUUCACAGUCACCUGAUUGAGACCGCGGUAAUCAAUACACGGACGCAAACCUCCAUCCUUUUUCUUCACAAAAAAGAAGCUCGAGGACGCGGGAGAAGUGGAGGGCCGUAUGUAUCCCUGUCUCAGAGACUCGGCAAUGUAAGUCUCCAUUGCCCUUUUCUCCUCCUGUGACAAAGGAUACACAUGGCUCCGCGGGAGCGCAGCUCCUGUCUGGAGGUCUAUCGCACAAUCCCCCUGUCUAUGAGGUGGCAACCUUGCCGCUCUGGUCUUACUAAACACGAGUGCCAAAUCCUCAUACUCAGGCGGAAUGUGCAGAGCUGGCAUCUGGUUCGGGCUCUCCACCGAGGUCGCCCCUACGGAAACACCCAGACAUAGCCCCUCACACUGAGCAGACCACCCUUUAAGAGCCUUCUCUCGCCACGAAAUCGUAGGAUCAUGGGUAAUCAACCAGGGAAGCCCCAGUACCACCGGAUACGCAGGAGAGUCGAUCAGAUAGAGUUGAAUCGUCUCCUCAUGACCCCCAUGCGUCAUCAUCCUAAGUGGCGCCGUGACCUCCCCAAUUAACCCAGAUCCUAACGGACGACUAUCUAAGGCAUGUACAGGGAAGGGUUUAUCGACUGGAAGGAGGGGAAUCCCUAACUUAACACAGAAUUUACGAUCUACAAAAUUCCCAGCUGCGCCUGAAUCGACUAGCGCCUUAUGCUGGGAACGAGGUGCAACCUGUGGGAAACAAACAGGUAAUGUAAUGUGUACGACAGAAAGCUCUGGGUAAGUAGGGCGCCUACUCACCUGGGAGGACUCCCCAAUGUGUGACCUGCCAUCUCCCUCACCAGGGGACCCUCCCCAGCACCUAGCCGCGGUGUGCCCUCCGCGGCCACAGUUGGUGCAGGAGACUGCCCCCCUCGGGUUCCUUCCUCUCUUCCCUCUAGCGCCAGCACCUCCAAGCUCCAUCGGGCUCUGCUCGGAGGCGCUGGAGGGUGGAAUGGGAGGCCCCCACCUGGGACGUCCGCGGGUCGCGAGCAGGGUGUCCAGCCGAAUGGCCAUGUCCACCAGCUGGUCAAAUGUUAGUGUAGUAUCCCUGCACGCUAACUCCCUGCGGACGUCCUCCCGAAGGCUACAUCUAAAGUGGUCUAUGAGGGCCCUCUCAUUCCACCCUGCAUCGGCCGCUAGAGUCCGGAACUCCAGCGCAAACUCUUGAGCGCUCCUCAUCCCCUGUCGGAGGUGGAAUAGACGCUCCCCCGCCGCCUUCCCUUCUGGUGGAUGGUCGAAGACAGCACGGAAGCGGCGGGAGAACUCCGCAUAGGUGACUGUGGCGGCGUCUAUUCCCCUCCAUUCGGCGUUGGCCCACUCCAACGCCUUGCCGGUGAGACAGGAGAUGAGGGCGGAAACGCUCUCGUAUCCCGAGGGCGCCGGGUGUAUGGUGGCAAGGUAGAGUUCCACUUGUAAUAGGAACCCCUGACACCCGGCAGCGGUGCCGUCGUACGCCCUCGGGAGCGAGAGCCGAAUCCCACUGGGUUCCGGUAGUUGGACGGGCGGGCUGUCCGAUGGUGAUGGUGCGAUAGGUGGGGGUGUGGGUACCCCGCUGGUUUCCCAUCGAUGGAGGGUGUUCAUUACGCGGUCCAAGGCGUGCCCGAUCUGAUUGAUUCGAUCCUCUUGACCGCGAAGACGUUCCUCCAUGAUGUCGGUGGGUGCUCCUGCUGAUUCCAUAAAGAGGUGUGUAAUUCUGUCAGGAGUUGCUAUGGUAGGUGUGGUGUGGAAUCAGGCGCAGGAGGCAGAAGUAAAGUCCAACAAAAAUACUUUAGUAGAUAUCACAACAAAUAUCCAAAACCAGCCCGGAGGCGAGAAAAGCGCGCACAGGCGUAAACAAACGGGCGCAAUUAACAAGUGCGUCAUCUACUCCUAAAACACAAACAAGGAGGAAAGCACAAAAUAGCGCACCAAAAUACAUGCAGCGCAGCAACACGACAUAGAACAAUUACACACAACACCUAACUAACAACAAGGAAACUAAAUAGGGUGCUAAUUGAGACAUAACACAAAACAGGUGUGACAAACAGACAAAACCAAUCAAACAAGAAACAUAGAGCGGUGGCAGCUAGUACUCCGGAGACGACGACCGCCGAAACCUGCCCGAACAAGGAGGAGGAGCAGCCUCGGCCGAAACCGUGACAUCCAUAGCUCUAUCAAUGAAUGUGAAAGUGGCUACAUUUCCCCAGCCACAUCACUCAUCUCACCAAACAAAGUAACAGGGUCAGGCUGUUGAAAUGGCAGACUGGGGCUGCCCGGUGGGGUGUGUACUGUUUUAGCAAACAACUUCUGUUGUACUUGGAUUAAUAAAGUUAUAUUUGAGUGAGGAAGUAUUAGAGAAUUGAAAUCGCUCUUCAAAUGCUCAUUAAGGAAGAUGUCCAAUAGGACCUAAUAUGUAAUGUCCUAUGUAAUCUGCUCUCUUGUAUUUCAUCCCUACAGGAAUGAAUGGUGACAUGCCAUCCCGGGUCCUUGCCUGCUCGAGGUGCUCCUUUUCUCACAGUAAAAUGGCCGAACUUCACCAGCACAUCAGGACCAAGCAUCAAGGGACGGACAGCAAGUGUCUUGUCUCUAAAGAAGCUGAAACUGAUAACCCUCUUCCCCAGCGCAAGACAAAAAGGGGCUCCAACAAGUGGACUCCAACUUGCACCCUAUGUGGAAAGGUUUUCAAAUUUGCAUAUCAACUACAGCGACAUUUUAGAACUCAUAAACUGCCAUUCCAUUUUAACCAGUGUGAGAAACGUUAUGCUAAGCAGAGCAGUCUGGAAAUACACCAGAGAAUUCACACAGGAGAAAAAAACCUUGAUUGCUCAUACUGUGAUAGGGGAUUUAGAGGUGCUUUUACACUCAAACUGCAUGUGCGUACACACACUGGGGAGCGUCCUCACUGCUGCACUGUUUGUGGGACGCGGUUGGUCACAAGACCAAAUACUAAUGAAACACCUGCGGAUGCAUAA
Molecule: messenger RNA, 7128 nt
Organism: Coregonus sp. 'balchen'
Lineage: Eukaryota; Metazoa; Chordata; Actinopteri; Salmoniformes; Salmonidae
Source: the annotation of a GenBank genome assembly